AUGCCGGACACGCGUAACAACAACUAUUCGCUGAAGGAGUAUGCCGAGGCGCAGCGAGUGCUCGGCUCGUGUAUGCCCGAAUUCAAGAAACUCAGGGCGGAGGUGAAUCGUCGAUGGUUACUGCCAAAGCAGCUAACGUACAUACAUUUACGGGCCAAGACAGGCUUCUACGAUGAUGAUGAUGCUGCUGCUGCUGCUGCUGCUGCUGAUGCUGAUGAUGAUGAUGAUGAUGAAGGGAAUUCAUCCAAUAACCAGCUUCGGUUCCGAUAUGUUUUUAUGGAUAUUAUGGGCAGACAUGAUUGGACAUUACGCAUCACCAAUUACGCUCGAGAUGUUGAUAUUUGCAGACUAGUCCCAGCCGAAAUAUCAGGUUUUUCGUACAAGGAGGAGGAACUACAAGAAACCCAUCGAAUUCGGGAUCCCAAUGUAUUUUUCAAAGGAUUCGUCGACCAUUUGACAGCCGCUUCCCCCUCCGUCAAAUCAUUUCUCAUCAAUUUCGAUGGUUUGGCGACAGACCCAUCAUGGAUUCGAUAUCGCGGGCAGACAGCAGAAGCAGAUAUUACCCGGAUCAUCCGUUCAAUGGUUGCCAUCAAUGAUAUGUAUAUUGCGGAGGCCACGCAUUCGUAUCUCCAAAGAAUCCAGGCAAAUAUCCGAUGUGCUGUCGAUCGGUUGAAAGUCCGCUGCUUUGACGGUCUGAGUGAAGUAGUGCGUUGUCGAAGAUGCAGAAUGAAAUCGGAAAGAGCAAUCGGAUGGAAAUGUAAAAGUUGUACAUCAAUGUGGAAUUUGGAAUGGAUGAAUGGGAUAAUUGGAAGUGCUGGUCGACAAAACAAAUACGUUUGCCUCACCACUCGUCAACGGGACCAUCCCACAAUAUUCAAGCUGAUUGAUCUUGCAUUCUGUCCAUCAAGAAUGCAGAAAAGAGGAAUGCUAUACAGCAUCAGUUUAAUUAAACAACCAACUGAAGAGGCUCAGCAACAGCAUCCGUUUAUUGCCCACCUUUUCCUCCGAGAAUUCAAAAGACGAGUGGAGAAUGUUGAGAAUGGAAUCUUCGUCUUUCUUGAUCAAUCAUUUGAUGAUACUCGCUGGCUAAGAGAGCACGUCGAAAAAGCGACAACAUUUGAUGAAGGAUGCUGGAUAUUCUUCCGACUAUCCGUUCCUAAUAAAGAUUUUAUUGGGUGUUUGGUACUCGGCCCGGCAACACACGUCACUAUAAGUCUAAUCGAUCGA
This is a messenger RNA of Mesorhabditis spiculigera, 1227 nucleotides long. The record is from the annotation of a GenBank genome assembly. NCBI's taxonomy places the organism in Eukaryota, Metazoa, Nematoda, Chromadorea, Rhabditida, Rhabditidae.